CGCACGAGGAAUGGCUACACGGAAGCCAUGUUUGUUUAUGUGCAGCGGAGCUCAAACAGCCAUCGCACUACUACAUCUCUCGCUCUGCGUGUCGCUGGCAACUUGCAACAUGGCUCAAUUUAAGACAGAGUUACCCACGAAAGACACUUGCAUGAAAGGCAGAGCUGAGAAAUUGGUCGUGGCAGCAAAGCAUGCAUCCAAUGGCAAUCCCACCGUGGAGCCUUUCCCAGAGGGCAUGGAGAUGAUCAUGUUUGGCAUGGGCUGUUUCUGGGGCGCCGAGAAACGCUUCUGGAACACCAAAGGGGUCUUCUCCACACAGGUGGGCUACGCCGGUGGACUCACGCCUAACCCCCACUACGAGGAGGUCUGCUCAGGCUUGACGGGCCAUACCGAGGUGGUGAGGGUGGUCUUCAAGCCCCAGGACAUCUCCCUGCAGAAGCUCCUGAAGGUCUUCUGGGAGAGCCACAACCCCACUCAAGGUAUGAUGCAGGGUAAUGACCGUGGUACGCAGUAUCGCUCGGCCAUCUACACCUCCAACUCCUCUCAACAGGAGGCGGCCGUCAAGUCCAUGCAGGAAUACCAGCAGGCUUUGUCGAAGAAGGGCCAUGGUCAGAUCACCACAGAGAUCCGUGAGCUCACUGAGUUCUUCUACGCGGAGGACUACCAUCAGCAGUACCUCCACAAGGUGCCUAAAGGCUACUGCGGCCUCAAGGGCACCGGCGUCAGCUGCCCACUAGGGGGCGGCGAUAAGGAUGAGCUCUGAGGAGACACACAGAGACCAGAAGAAGCCAAGGGCCUGCUAUCAAGGCAACUUCAAGAAUUCCGAAACGGGCUAGAAUUGUCUGGAGUGUGGACUAGGGAUGCAAAUUAUCAAUAAUUCAUUAAUCAUUAGUUUAUUGCCAUAUCAAUCGAGUUACCAUUAAUUGAUAAGCAACGUUUUUCCCCCAAAAUCUCAAUGUUUCUCGAAAAAAAACUACUUUAUUUAAAAUGUUUAAUUAAAAAGUGAGAUAAAAUGCUAAAUUUCAAUGAAUUCUAUUUUAAUUAUUUAAUCCAAAGGUGAUUUAAACAGUCCCACUAUUCACACCCCUCUUCACACACACUCUUCACAUGCCCAUUUCACCUGGUUCUCUUGUCAGUUGAAUUGGCGAUUAAUUGCGAUUCAUGUUUUUUAAUCGGUUAAGGUAUCAAUCGAUUACAGUCAAUUUAUCGAUUGAUGGUUUGCAUCCCUAGUCUGGACCAUUACCGUCUCUGCCAUUCACCAGAACUGGAUUGGGCCACAGUCUCUACACAGCUUCCUGCCUUGGGUUGAACUACAUAUAUGAUGCGCUUCUACCUCUGUGAAAUAUACUGUAUAUAUAUUUCAUGCUCUUAUUUUUCCAUGCCAUUUGUUUUUAUGUCAUGACUUAAAAACUAUUUUUUAUAAUUACUAUCGACUCUGACAAUAUGUAGCUCUUACGCACAUCUUAUACAGACUAUUGUGGGGUCAGCCUGGGCCCCAAGCGACAAUGGAAAAGAAUGAACAUUUUAAACAAAAUUGCCACUACUGCAGUCUGAGCUGUUAUUUGUCUAGGGACUAAGGCUGCUUACAUAUACAGAUACAUAUAGUAGUGGGUUAAAUCAAUAAAUAACCAAUUGCAAUGUAAUGCUGGAUAAUGUUGCAAUAUAAUGCUAUAGUCUAUACUGCUAUAAACAUAUGGUAAUAUCUUUUAGACUGCUCUCCAGAAAAUAGACCCAGGUUAUGUGAUGAUGACAAAGCACUAUCCUUACACUUUCCACUUGCUACCUUUGUCUUCCAUGCACAAACAGUGCAAAUGCACUAUUCUGUCUCAAUAACAAUGACAUGUCCUGCUUCAAUUCACCAUGUGAAUUCUGUGUAUGCAGGGUAUUCUGUGCAAACUAUCUCCCAAUAAAUCUACUCAUG
Messenger RNA from Engraulis encrasicolus (European anchovy), 1921 nucleotides. RefSeq names its product methionine sulfoxide reductase Ab (gene msrab). Gene Ontology annotation, cellular component: cytoplasm. The coding region runs from base 11 to 763 and encodes 250 amino acids. The record is from RefSeq and is a predicted model, not a curated record. Gene Ontology annotation, biological process: cellular response to oxidative stress. Lineage: Eukaryota; Metazoa; Chordata; Actinopteri; Clupeiformes; Engraulidae. Gene Ontology annotation, molecular function: peptide-methionine (S)-S-oxide reductase activity. The transcript is spliced from 7 exons.